GGCGGGCGCGGUGGCUGCCGGGGCGCGGGAACGGCGGCGGCAGCAGCGGCGAGCUGAGGAUUUAUAACGUUUACACUUCUGACUUUGGGAGAGAAGACCUUCUGCAGAAAUGUCGAAGAUUGAGAAGAUGAGUAUCCUCGGAGUGAGGAGCUUUGGGGUAGAGGAUAAAGACAAACAAAUUAUCACUUUCUUUCAUCCAUUAACUAUUUUGGUGGGACCAAAUGGUGCAGGAAAAACGACUAUCAUUGAAUGUCUUAAAUACAUAUCCACUGGAGAUUUUCCUCCUGGCACCAAAGGGAACUCAUUUGUUCAUGAUCCAAAGGUUGCCAAUGAAACAGAUGUUAGAGCCCAGAUUCGAUUACAGUUUCGUGAUGUAAACGGAGAGCUCGUAGCUGUCCAGCGAUCCAUGGUCUGCACCCAGAAAGGCAAGAAAACAGAAUUUAAAACACUUGAAUCUGUCAUUACUAGAACAAAGCAUGGCGAGAAGGUCAGUCUCAGUUCCAAGUGUGCAGAAAUUGAUCGAGAGAUGAUCAGUGCCCUUGGUGUUUCCAAAUCGGUGAUUAACAAUGUCAUUUUCUGCCACCAAGAAGAAUCCAACUGGCCGUUAAGUGAAGGGAAGGCCCUGAAACAAAAAUUUGAUGAGAUCUUUUCAGCAACAAGGUAUAUUAAAGCACUCGAAACUCUCCGUCAGGUACGACUGAAACAAAGCUUGAAAGUAAAAGAGUGCCAGACAGAACUGAAAUACCUAAAACAGAAUAAAGAAAAAGCACAGGAAAUCCAGAAUCAUCUUAGCAACAGAGAGGCUCAACUGGCUGCUUCUAAGGAGAAUGUAAAAUCUAUUGAGGGUCAACUUGAUCCUCUAAAGAGUUCUCUGGCAGCAGUUGAACAGAAUCUCAUAAAAGUAAUGAGGCUAGACAAUGAUGUAAAAGCCUUGGAGAGCAGGAGGAGGCAGAUGGAGAAAGAUAAUCAAGAUUUGCAACAGAAGAUGGAAAAGGUUUUUCAAGGAACAGAUGAACAACUAAGGGAUAGAUACCAGAACCACCAGAGAACAGUGAGGGAGAAGGAGAAGAGGUUAUCAGACUGUAAGCGUGAAUUAGAUAGAGCCACUAAAGAAUGCCAGAGGUUUAACAGUGAGAAAUCAGAACUACUUAUUGAACGAGGUCGUCUUCAACUGCAAGCAGAUCGUCACCAAGAACACAUCACAAUGAGGGAUUCAUUAAUUCAGUCUUUGGCAGCACAGCUGGAAUUAGAUGGUUUUGAGCGAGCACCUUUUAACGAAAGGCACGUUACCAGUUUUCACAGGUUGUUGAAGGAGAGACAAGAAAGAGAUACAGAAGCUGCAAAUCGUUUGAUGAGAGAAUUUGCACAAAAAGAAGCAAUGAAACAAAAACAGAUAGAUGAAAUAAGAGACAAGAAAACUGGAUUAGAAAGAACCAUUGACCUGAAAUCAGACAUUCAAAAUAAGAAACAAGCUGAGCUGAAGAAUGUAAAAUGUGAAUUGCAGCAGUUGGAGGGUUUUUCAGACAGGAUUCUGGAGUUGGAUCAGGAGAUUGUCAAGACAGAACAUGAGCUGGAGAAGGCUGAGAAGAACAGCAAUGUAGAAACACUUGAAGUAGAAGUACGAACUCUGCAAAAUGAGAAAAUAAACCUGGACAAAGCUCUUAGGAAGUUGGAUCAAGAGAUGGAACAGUUGAAUCUACAUACCAUGACAAUUACCCAAAUGGAGAUGCUAAAGAAAGACAAAGCAGACAAAGAAGAGCAGAUCAGAAAAGUAAAAUCAAGACAUUCUGAUGAACUGACAUCACUGUUGGGAUACUUUCCAAAUAAAAACCAACUUGAAGACUGGCUUCAUGGUAAAAAUAGAAAGAUUAAUCAGACAAGGGAUAAUCUUGCUGACCUUAACAAACGACUAGCAUCAGUAGAAUAUCAUAAAACUUAUGUCAGUAAUGAGCUAAAAAAAAAAGAAGAGCAGUUGUCCCUUCAUGAAGCAAAACUUUUUGAUGUUUGUGGAAGCCAAGAUUUUGACAGUGAUCUGAACAAGCUUCAGGAUGAAAUUGAAAAGAGUUCAAAACAGCGAGCUGUGCUUGCUGGAGCCACUGCAGUUUAUUCACAGUUCAUUACACAACUGACAGAGGAGAACCAGUCAUGUUGCCCAGUUUGUCAAAGAGUUUUUCAAACGGAGGCCGAACUGCAAGAUGUAAUCAGUGAUCUGCAGUCUAAGCUGCGUCUUGCUCCAGACAAACUGAAGUCAACAGAGUCUGAGCUUAAAAGAAAAGAGAAAAAACGUGAUGAAAUGAUGAGUCUUAAACCACUUAGGCGAACUGUAGUUGAACUCCAAGAUAGGGACAUACCAGACUUGAGGAGCAAGAUACAGAAUGCAAACAGGGAUUUAACAGGCCUGAAGGGUGAGAUAGAAGAACAGGAAUCACUCUUGCGGACAGCUUUGUCUGAGGAGGAUGGUGCCAAGGCACGUUUACAGGAUAUAACACUGAUGGAAAGGUACCAGACUGAUAUUAGGGAUGUUGAACGAAAAAUUGCUCAGCAGGAGGCUAAGCUGCUAGGGGUCGAUUUAAGUAGAACUGUUCUACAAGUAAGCCAUGAAAAACAAGAGAAAAAACACUUGUGGGAUACAGUUACUGGUAAAAUUGAGUUAAAUCAAAAACUCAAGCAAGACCAGCAAAAUCAGAUUCAGCAGCUAAAGAGUGCAGUUAAUGAGCUUAAAGCAGAGAAACUUCAGAUUUCCAGCAGCAUGCAGCAUCGUCGACAACUGGAGGAACAAACAGUGGAAUUAACCACUGAGGUUCAGUCCUUAUGCAGAGAGAUCAAGGAAGCAAAAGAGCAGGUAUUUCCUUUGAAUGCAACUUUAGAAAAACUGCAGCAGGAGAAGGAGGAUCUAAUGAACAAAAGGACUGCAAGUAAUAAAGAAACCCAAGAGAAGAUAAAUGGCAUAAAAGAGAAAGUUAAGGAUAUAAACAAGUACGUGAAAGAAAUUGAAAACUAUAUUCAACAAGGAAAAGAAGACUAUAAAAAGCAAAAGGAGUCUGAACUUGAUGAAGUAAAUUCUCAGUUAGCCGCCUGUGAGAAACAGAAGGAAAAGAUAAGUAAGGAGAUGGAAACGAUUCGACAAGAUAUUGACACUCAAAAGAUACAGGAAAGGUGGCUAGAGGAUAAUCUUACUUUGAGGAAACGGAAUGAAGAGCUAAAAGAAGUUGAAGACAAUAUAAAACAACUUGUGAAGGAGAUGGGAGAAAUGAAAGUCCCGCAAAUGAAGAAUGAUCAGAAACAUUUAGAGGAGAAAAUAGAAUCUCUGAAAAGAAACCAUCAUGUUGCACUUGGUCGACAACGUGGAUUUGAGGAAGAGAUUGUUCGGUUUAAAAAGGAACUUCGAGAGUCACAAUUCAAAGAUGCAGAGGAAAAGUACAGGGAGAUGAUGAUUGUUAUGAGAACAACAGAGCUAGUGAACAAAGAUCUGGACCUUUAUUACAAGGCUCUUGAUAAAGCAAUAAUGACAUUUCAUAGCAUGAAGAUGGAAGAAAUCAACAAAAUAAUUCGUGACCUUUGGCGAAGCACCUACAGAGGACAAGAUAUUGAAUAUAUAGAAAUCCGUUCUGAUGCAGAUGAGAAUGUCUCAGCCUCUGAUAAAAGAAGAAGUUACAAUUAUAGAGUAGUAAUGAUAAAGGGAGAUACAGCACUGGAUAUGCGAGGAAGAUGUAGUGCUGGGCAAAAGGUGCUUGCUUCUCUUAUUAUUCGUCUUGCUCUAGCAGAAACAUUCUGUCUCAACUGUGGCAUAUUGGCACUAGAUGAGCCUACUACCAAUCUUGAUCGAGAAAACAUAGAGUCUCUUGCACAUGCCCUGAUGGAGAUAAUAAAAAGCCGCUCACAACAGCGUAACUUUCAGCUUCUGGUGAUAACUCAUGAUGAAGAUUUUGUUGAACUUCUGGGCCGUUCUGAAUACGUGGAAACAUUCUACAGGAUAAAGAAGAACAUUGACCAGUGCUCUGAGAUCAUGAAAUGCAGCGUCAGCUCCCUAGGCUCAUACAUUCAUUAGAAUUUCAAGUAAUUUACGUAUUAUAGACUGACUUAGCUGCCUAAUUUGAUAGAGCUCAAAUGAAGGCAUUCCUAUCAUAUACUACUGAAGAUUUGUAAUAAUUUUAGCUAGAAUCUGAAACUAUUAGACUUUUAAACUUCCUAUCUUUCUAUGCAUUUUUGUGCCUGGGUUUAAGGAUCGCCAUGAUUUGGAAGAAUUGAAAUGAAUACAACACAGUUAACUUUUACAUGUAUUUUAUGCUUUAAAAGUGAAAAUAAAGUUGUGAUGUUCUUUGCGUAUGUCCUGCCGGGGAGAUCCAGAUACAGGUUCUUUGGAACAGCUGCAGCUCUGUCGAUAGAAUAGGGCUCACUCUCCAUCACUGCAUUAUGGCAAGUUCAGGACUGAUUUGUAUCUCUAGUCAAGGCAUUUUUGUAGCUACCCGCCUCGUCUACACAAAAUUCACAAGCUUCAAAGAGAACUUUUACUACUUUCUCUACAAGGUAACAUUACUCUGGCUGUUCAAAGACAGAAUCUUCACAAAGUAUAAAAGCUUUCUUUAGAACAAAGGAAAGUCCCAUCUCUAAGGAGAUGAAUGAGUGAAUGGAUGACAGAAGCAUAUUUUAACCAUAUUGUCUUUGCUUGUAACCUCUCUGCUGCUUUAAGAUGAUGACAUUUUUGAGAGUUAUGUCAUAUUCUGAUUCUCCACGAGAUACAAUCAAGUUCUGUGAAAAUGAUUCAAAAAUGCCUUAGAGAGUUAAUUUGUGUGGAUGCUGAGCUUUACCUGCACCACUCGGAGUUCUUCCUGAAGCUCUUCUUGGUACAGCAACACCCGACGGCCCUGCAGAACACAGGCCAAAGGGAACCUGCCACUCAGAAUGACAACGGAAAGCCAACAGCAAUGGCACACUUCAAAAUGCAAAGGACCCAAUCAUCACAAGUCCUGAGAUUUCAGACAAGGGUUCCUCAGCAACAUGCCUCGCUGCCUCUGAAGCCGUGCAAGCCCUGAGGGAUGCGAUUUCUGGGUCUCUGUUUCUUCGUAACUAAGUAAGGGGGCACCUCUUCUACCUUGAACUCUGGCUACUGGCUACACGUCCACAAGCAGAAGCCGGACUCACAGCUUGCAGACAGCAGUGAUAGGCUGAACCUCCCUAGCAGACAGCGUGUGACCAAAGCUCAAUUUCAGAGGAAGAAUCUUUAAACCACCAUGAAAAAAAAGGUUAAUCUCUGUAACUUAGGGACAUUUGUCUUUAGCAAAUACAGGAAUGAGCCUGAGAAAGCUGCACGCUGCCUUCCUGGUGCUUCAGGAUGCGGGAAUCCCUUUUUCACUAAUCUCCCAGGGACAAAGCGAGCGAGGACAGGGGUAGGAGUGCUGGCAAGCGUGGCAGGUGCCGGCAGGGCCUGGGGCCGGUUAAGCACCACGGACAGAGGCAGCCCUGGGACCUGCCCCGAGGCCUUUGCCCAUGGGGCCGCUGAAGCGUGGCCCUGCCUGCCCACGGGGCUGUGCCGUGGCACCUUCCUGGCUCUGCUGAGCCCCCCGGUUAAAUCAUACCACCGCCCACCCCACCUGCUAAAGGGUCUGGACAUCUGCACCAAAAAAGACAAAACCCAGCAGUGCCCCGGGUCUGAUUCUUCAUCUCAGUAGCUAAUGUUCUGCCUUCUACGUGGCUGGAGAGUUAAGUGAACUUGGCAGAAGGUGCCUGAAAGGGUAAUGCCAGAAACUGAGCACUUGAACUAAGGAUUAUUUCCACCUGAAUUUUCUGAAACUGCAAGUCACUAGAGUCAGGUUGGCCCCAGUCAUCGGGAAACCACUCAAAGAUAAGCGAAUGAAUGGGACUUCCUAGCAAUUACGUUCUUUCACCAAUCCCCUGAAAAAGCAAUUAACACCAAACUGGGGAGGAGGGGGGAAGAGAAGGCAAAGGAAAAUGCUACUAACGUGCAUUACGUUUGCAGUUUUAAAUAAGAAGCUUCACUGACUCUAGUACUACUUCCUGAAGGGGAAUUUUCUUAAAGAUAUAAUCAACAGAAAAAAAAAUGACUUUGAAUUUUCAAAUUUUCCUGUACUACCUGUUUAGUUUAGCAUGACACAUACAUCCCAGCUCACGAAGAAUUACAUUAUCUUCAGAAGCAACUCCCCAACUUUUGUGAAUUCUGUGCCUUUUUUUUGCCCCAAGUUAAAGCCGUGGUUUGCAAUUCCUCUAUAAAGUAGUUUGGGCACAUUUUUGCCUUAAUCAGCCCUUCUCUGUUCCCCAGCUGCAAAGUCUUAUCUUCACGCACACUUUGGGGAUUAAACUUGUUGUCAGAACUUGGAAAAAAUACAGAAAAUGUGGUCUCCUAUGUCAAGUGUCAGUAUUAAAAUGACAAAAAAAUAAUCCACGUAAUGAAUAAUCCAUAGGUUCCUCUAUAGCUAACAGCGUGGAAGAGACUCCAUCAGCCCCAUGGUUUUGAUACGGACCAGGCAACGAAAAAAAUGCGCCCGUGUGAGUCGAGUGUAGGAGAAACUUUCAACACUUCCACGAUCUUCUGCUGUUCACAGGCACCUCGGGGAGAGCGAGGACGGAAACGGGCCCCGUUUCCCCGGACGCUGCCGCCCGCCUCUCCUGCUGCACCCACAGGAAACAGGGCUGCUGCAGAUGGGCGCAGUCAGCCACCCCCAGCACCGCGUCAAGGGGAUCCCUGCUCCGCCGCGGCUUCCUGCCUCGCCGCGACGGCGACGGCCGCUGCCUCCGGUCCCGGUGGGACGGCUCGGUCGGGGUCGGCCUCCUCUCCGGCCGUGCCGUGCGGGUGGAGGGCUGCAGGUGAGGGUGCAAGAGGAGCGGAAUAUCGGGGGGAAGGGGUUGUCGCCCUUACAUCGUACUACACAAAGUUCAACGCCGUCGAGCGCAGAACCAAGCAGAGACGUUUAAGGCAAGUGAGGCGCAGAUUUAUUGCAGUAAGUCACUGGGCAGGUGACAAAGCGGUGAAGAAAACCAUCUCUCCGCUUGCCAUUUUGGUUGGAGCUGAGGUGGAUUUCCAGCAGAGAAACGCCAGCGCAGGAGAGCGGCUCCACAGCACCCGUCCUGCGCACAGCGAUGCACGCACACACCUUCACAAGGAACGCACAGCCACAGGCAGACACUCAGAUAUGCCGUGAUUUAAGAGCCAAAAAUGACAACUAAAAAUAAUUCUAAAUGCUUUCACAGAGCUAUCGGUGAGUGUGAUUGCAGUGGGCUGAGGAGCCAAGAAUUAGGCAGUUGCCUGGGACAGGAAUUUCAUACCUAAGCAGGCACCCAGCUCCCCUCCGAGAGCACUAAAUGCUUCCCAUGCCUGUACAGGCAAACAUUGGCAGGUCAGCCCAGGAAAGGGUUAGUUGGGUAUAAAUCCCUUCCAAGGGAUUUGGGUCUGACUACAGCCUCAGCCCUGGUGAACGCUUUUAGAGCCAGCAAUCUGCAGUAGAUCGAGGGCUCCAGCAUGCACUGCUCAAAUGACUUUCCUCCCACCUCUAUGCCACAUCAUUCAGUUCUUCAGUAACGUAACUUAUUUUUGGUUUAUGUGCAUGUAGUAAGCAAGGUGGCAACUACUUUCACUGGGGGGGGGGAAGCCUUAAAGACAUCCCUGUCUGAACAGUCUUGUUUCUAAGUGGAAUUUGUAUUAGCAGUGGAAAACCAAUACUUUGAGUUUCUGAUGCUUCCUUCACUAUUAGUCAGUACAACACUGUGCUGUCUGCUUACAGACUGCUACAGCUGCUCGGCCUGAUGUGCUUUGGGUGUUUAAAACUUCAAAGAUGAAUUAAUUGGGUUUUUAUUUUUAUUUUUUUUCAACCAAAACUGCUUUCUGAUCUGCCUGAAGUAAAAAAGUGACUUAAAGAACAUGUAACUUGCUACUUCCAGGAGCAACUUCUCCAUAAAUGUUAUAAUGGUGGAAGUCCACUUUUCCUGCUGCAUGCCAUAUUUAGGCAAAAAGCUUUUGCAUGCCCUAAAGAUUAAAAAUAAAAAAAACCCAAAGAGAUGUGAUUAUCUACAAAUAAACACCACAAACCAAACCAAUAAAUAUAGAUGAUGCUUUCAAAAGCUUAA
This is a messenger RNA of Aquila chrysaetos chrysaetos, 8079 nucleotides long. It is a transcript of the gene RAD50, whose product is annotated as RAD50 double strand break repair protein. Gene Ontology annotation, cellular component: Mre11 complex; condensed nuclear chromosome; nucleus. Bases 110 to 4048 code for a protein of 1312 amino acids. Lineage: Eukaryota; Metazoa; Chordata; Aves; Accipitriformes; Accipitridae. The record is from RefSeq and is a predicted model, not a curated record. Gene Ontology annotation, biological process: chromosome organization involved in meiotic cell cycle; telomere maintenance via recombination; telomere maintenance via telomerase. Gene Ontology annotation, molecular function: double-stranded telomeric DNA binding; G-quadruplex DNA binding; ATP hydrolysis activity. The transcript has 26 exons.